ACGCAAGGAAUUUGACUUGGUUUUUAUGUUGCACUCAAUGUACAUUCACAGAAUAAGCAUACAUUAAUAGAACAAGAUAGAUAUCAACUUGUUAAAUCAUAAUCCUGACACACUUGAUAACAGUAAUACUAGUUAUUAUCAUUGCUGUUAAUAAUAAUGACAGUUAUGUAUUCGCGUUGUCGUAUUUUCUUUACCUUUCCUCUUGGGGGCUCGUUGUACUCUCGCGAGCCUAGCAACCGAUCUGUUACAGUAACCGUGGCAACCGGUGACAUUUUAAUCUAAUGUUACUCUACCACGGUUUGCCCGUAACACGAGUAAUCUUUUAAAUGCUAGCUAACUACAAGUUUGAACGUCUUGUAGCUGCAGUCUAUUCCCAUACUGACUGAAAGAUAAAAUUCGGAAAAGGAAAUAACGGAAGAGAGGAACGAUGGACCCUGCGGAUGGAAACCCAGACAGAAGCCAGCAGAGACUUCAGACAGCAGCCUCGUUCAAGGCUUUCAUGUUGAAAAAUAACACACAGGGCAACAUUAACCUCUAUGACCACCUCACCCGGCUGCUGAUAAAGGUGAUGGAUGAGCACCCACAUAAUGCUGUGGAUGUGAUUGAGGACAUGAGCUGCGAUGUGAAGCGGGGUUUAUUUGAAGACAAGCAGAGCACCCUGCAAGACCUUCCACACACCACAGCUGCUGAGCUCCUGGCUGAGCAGCAGCGCCUGCUGUUCACUCGGCCAGAGGAGGCUGAGCAGGAGGAGGAAUUGGUGGAAACACCUCUUCCCAAUGUGAGUGAGAUUGGCUUCUAUCUGGAGCAGGCUGGAGUGGGUCUGGGCAGAGAGGAGAUGCAGAGGGUCUUCCUUGCACUUAAGCAGCUCGUUGAGUCUCAGGCGCUACCACGCUGCCGGCUGUGGGGCAAGAUUCUGGGAACAGAGAGCAGCUAUAUCGUUGCUGAAGCUGAGUACAGAGAGGGGGAGGAAGAGGAAGAGCAGAGCACUGAGGAAGAUGCUGAGGAAGAGGAGAGAGAGGCUGAGGCUCAGGAGAAUGAGAUGUAUCCACUUCCUCAGUCGACCUAUAAACCCCUACCAGAGGUGCCAAAGGAGGCCAUAGGAACAGGUGCUAACAAGUUUCUUUACUAUGUAUGCAAAGAGCCUGGUCUUCCCUGGGUAAAGCUCCCUUCAGUCAGUCCUGCACAGAUUACUGCUGCUCGCAGGAUUCGGAAGUUCUUCACUGGGAGGCUGGACAGCCCAGUUGUGAGCUACCCUCCUUUCCCUGGGAAUGAAGCCAACUAUCUGAGAGCGAAGAUCGCUCGGAUCUCUGCUGGCACACAGGUUAGCCCCCAGGGCUAUUUCCAGGCUGGGGAGGAAGAAGGUGAUGAGGAAGACGAGGCAUCUCGGGACAGCUACGAAGUAAAUCCUGACUUUGAGGGCGUUCCAGUUGCUGAGAUGGCUGAGUCCUUGUCCACCUGGGUGCAUCAUGUUCAGCACAUCCUGCAGCAGGGCCGUUGUACUUGGGUGAACCUGUCUGUGAAACCAGGAGAUGACUCUAAUGAGGAAGGAGAGGCUGAGGAGAAGGAAGAGGAGCCUGAUGAGCCUGAACCAGAAGUUGGUCCCCCUCUGCUCACUCCCCUGUCCCAAGAUGCAGAAAUGUUCAACACCCCUCCCUGGAGUGCCAAGAUGUCCUCCACUCUCACCUCUCAGCAUGCAGUAGCUGUGCUGCGUUCAAACCUCUGGCCAGGAGCUUAUGCAUAUGCUUGUGGAAAGAAGUUUGAGAACAUAUAUGUUGGAUGGGGUCUGAAGUAUGCAGGGGGAGGGUACAACCCACCUGUCCCCCCACCACCCCAGAAAGAAUAUCCCAGUGGACCAGAAAUUACAGAGGCCCUGGACCCAUCACUAGAGGAAGAACAGGCGCUGAAAGAAUCUUUAGAGGAGCAGCAAGCUGCCAAGGAGGAGUUGGAGGACACAGACGAAGAGGAGGAGGAAGAUGAUGACUGAGAAAACAGUCAUACAUUUUAAAUUUCGUUUGAUCUUUCAAGUAUUUCUUUGUAAGUCACUGGCCAAAUAAAUCAGUUUAUCACGCA
Dicentrarchus labrax (European seabass) is the source of this 2070-nucleotide messenger RNA. It is a transcript of the gene rsph4a, whose product is annotated as radial spoke head component 4A. Gene Ontology annotation, cellular component: radial spoke; axoneme. The record is from RefSeq and is a predicted model, not a curated record. Lineage: Eukaryota; Metazoa; Chordata; Actinopteri; Moronidae. The transcript is spliced from 7 exons. Bases 428 to 1984 code for a protein of 518 amino acids. Gene Ontology annotation, biological process: cilium movement involved in cell motility; cilium assembly; axoneme assembly.